UGCCUAGAUACGAACGCGGAGGGUGGCGCAUUCAAUAGUCGUAUGUGAAUGAAACUGGCUCGUUGACGGUGGACAUUGUGGUUCCGCGUAUCCCCUGUCAUCGACGAAUGACCUUCCUGGACGGGAGCCCGAAUGUCGCCGGUUUCGCUAGCGCUCUGGUGAAGAAGCGCUAGAUGCGAAAACAGCGCCAUUUCUGUCGGCGUCCAUGAUACGCGCUGCUACCGCAGCAGAUUCCAGAGCUCGAGCUCGGAACGGCAGCGGGAGAGAACUAGCCGCUCCCCUUUCGCUGCUUCUUCACUUCAGGCCACGGCAGAUCGUGCCGGUGCAGUAAGACUCAGUCCCACCAUGAACCUCUCUGCCUGAGACAGAAACACGUCUUGUGUUUUGCUCAGCGGCCGGGAGCUUUCAGCAGCCAUGCCUUGCCAAGCCCCUUAAGUACAUCCUGCUGGAGUGACGCCCCACCCCCACCCUCACCUCAUCGUCCAGAUCGGCUCCGCCUCGUCCCAUUUCGCCUUCACUAGCUUCCCGCCAUGAGGCUGCUCUGCCUGAAGAUGGCCUACACCUGAGGUCCCAUGCGUCCUGUGAGCACCGAUUCAGACGGUCCUGCUCCUCCUGAGAACCUCUCUUGCCCCUUCCCCCUGCCCGCUUCAGAGAUGUCCUUGCUCCAGUCGCUGGGGCCGGUGCAGAGCUGGCUCGGCCAGGAGCUCGAGAAGUGUGGGAUCGACGCCAUGAUCUACACCCGCUACGUCCUGAGCCUUCUCCUGCACGACAGCUAUGACUACGACCUGCAGGACCAGGAGAAUGACAUCUUCCUGGGAUGGGAGAAAGGAGCCGGGAAGAAGUGGGGCAAGGGCAAGAAGAAAGGAGGGACCGACCUGAGUCUAGAGGAGAUAAAGAAGCAAGCCGCCGUGCAAUGCCUUCGCUCUGCAUCUGAUGAAAACUCUGGAAUUGAGAGUCUGGUUGAAGAGCUUUGCUCUAAACUUAAGGACAUCCAAAACAAACAGAAAGAAGAGAAACGCAUUCAAAAGAAAUCGGAUGGCUGUCAGUCACCAGAACGUGCAGAUUCGCCUUCUUCUAAGGACCAGGUGGAAAUGUACUAUGAAGCCUUUCCUCCUUUGUCAGAGAAACCUGUUUGUCUCCAAGAGAUCAUGACGGUGUGGAACAAGGCCAAGGCCUGCACAUACUCCAGUUCAUCAUCCUCUGCAGCUCCACAAACCAGCACAGACACCUCUUCCCCCAAAGACUGCAACAGUGACGGUGAGGCUGCAAAAGAGCGACACCUCGAGGCAUGUGGUACCAUCCCUACUGUGACCAGCGAGAGAGGCCAGCAACGACGGAACAAGAAAGAGAAGGAAAACCGAUGCCAUGGUGGCGCAGCAGCGGAGGAGAAGACCAUCAGUCACUCUAAGAGACAGAUCAGACACAGAUCUGAGGGCAAAUAUCGACCCAGAUCCUGGUCUUCUGGUUCUAGUGAGGCAGGGUCGAGCUCCAGCGGGAACCAGGGUGACACAAAGUCAUCCAGAAGCAAAACAGUUAGAGUAAGGCACAAAUCCAGGGAGGCUGCAAAGAACAAGAGGACACGCAACAACGGGCAGGUGAAGCUGCAGAUGAAGGUGAUCGAUAAGGAGGAAAGAAGAAACGUGGGAGCGAGUGGCGGCGGCAUGACCGGCAGCGCUGCUAAACAACCACAGCUUUAUAAGAAGGGGAAGAGACCAUUGAAGGAGAUUCGUAAAGAGCUGGGCUGGCUGGAAGCAAGGGAGUCUGCAGUUGAGGCCAGAAACAAAAAAGAGUACAAGGAGGAGCCCCUGUGGUACACCGAGCCCAUCACGGAGUACUUUGUACCAUUCAGCAGCUGUCAAAGUAAGCUUGAAACGAAGUAUCGCAGCAAGAUGGGCUCUCCGGAUGGCUUCAGCUUUUCUGCGGAAAUGGAAAGGCUGCCCGAAAAUAUCCAGGGAAUCUGCAUUGCCAGCGAGAGCUACCAGCGGGCCUAUCUACCAGCUGGCUCGUUUGUGGACGGGCACUUCGUGGAAGCGCCUGGCAACGCGGACAAUGAACCCGCCGACCUCACUGACACUUUGCGUUGCCCUCAGCCAGAAGAUAGUAGAGAUUUAGAUGACAAGCAUCUGUCUGAAUUCACCGACUUCUAUGAAGUCGAUAUUUAUCAAUCCAUAUUGGAUACUAGUGCCUCAGACACGUUACAAGAGAGUCGGAUCUUGAGCCUGAUUCGACAGAAAAGCAAAGAGCAAGGAGACAAUGAGGCAGAAUGCUGUUUAGUGUUAGAUGGCCUUGAGCAGCAAGGGAAAAGUGCAAUACAGGCAGACUCACAGGAAGCUUCGGGAACUGUUGGGUUUUUAAUGGAGGAUUUUGAAAACUUGGUACAUGUAUGGGGGUGUUACUCACCGUCUUCUUCCGAAGACAUAGACGGGGAAAGCUUCCUUGGAGACUCUCCCGUCCGGCUCUCUCCGCUGCUGGAUAGUGUGUCGUUGACUCUGAGCAAGCUAUCCAGACCACUAGAAGAACCGGCCGUUCCUGAAGCUCCCAGUGAAGCAUCUGCUUUGGAUUCAUCCUGCUUCUCCCUUUUCGAGGUGCAGUGUGAUGGUGCCACUUUUCCCUUCCCCCGAGACUCGCUUUCUGUCAGUCACGAAAACAACACCAGUUCUAGUAGCUGUCUCGAUCCGCAUUCUAAUAAGCAGUCCCGCUUGCUAAUAUGGACCAAAAAUAGUGCCUUUGACGAAACGGAACACUGUUCGAACCUAUCGACGCGAACUUGCAGCCCAUGGUCGCAUUCAGAGGAGACUCGGUCGGACAACGAGCAGGGCAAUGCUCUGGCGGAGGACGUCGCUCCGUUCGGCAGAGACGAACCGGACAGAGUCAUCCCUCCUCCUCUUUCGGGUAUAUAUCUAGAAGAUGAAAUCUUGGAGUUUUUGCAGGAGGACUCGGGCAAAAAGUGUGAAAAAGUCAGCGUCAGCACAGCACCCAAUCAGACCUUUACCAAAAAAUCUAAAUUAGAGUCCAUUUGUGGCAUAGCGCUAGAAAGGGAUGAGAGCAAACCGUACAGCACAGACGUGUUUUCAGACAACUCGAACCAACAGAGUGACGAUUACAGCUCAGGGAUUAUAAAAGACAUUUGGACCGCAAUAGGAGACGGGAAAUUUGCCGCAUCAAAGCACGGGGCAGACAAGCCAGGCAAGGGGCUCUUCUCUGAUGAGUCUGACACUUGCUGUUGCCGGUGUCUAGAGGUCCAGGCUAAAGGAGUUUCGGUACAGGGACCUCAGAAAAAGGCUGUGCAGCGAUCUGAGUAUCGCCUUUGGGACGGCAAGAAAGAAGAACACGACUUGGCCAAAAACAAACUCUCCAAAGUAGACGCCGCUGGGGAUUACAUGACUCCGUCCAAGCCCUGGGACUUGAACUCCGACAAGGAAAGUACAUCGUUCAUCCUCGGAGGAGUGUAUGGAGAGUUGAAAACACUAAGCGGCGAUAAAAACUGGGCAGUCGUGCCGCCGAGCGAUACUCAAGAUAGCUUGCUGCAGUGUGCCGCUGCUGCUGCUUCCGCGUCCAGCUCCGACAUGCUGACUAUCACGGGCAGGGAUGUAUUCAUGAACACUGGCAGCCGCUUUGCCCCUGGGCACCGGCCCCUAUGGAGGCCCCUCGUUUCCUUUGGGCAGAGCGAUCAGGCCAUUAAAGGAGGCGGAGACGGAUUGAAUAAGGGAUUUUCUCUGAUCUUCCAUGAAGAUUUGCUCGGAUCAUACGGGGGCUUGCACAGAGAGGAGCAAGGUCUAGAGUACCCGUUUGCAUCCAUCAACCUGAACAAUCCCUUCUCUCAAGUCCUCCAUGUCGAGUGUUCCUUUGAGCCUGAGGACAUGGCUUCUUUCAGUCCGGGAUUCAAGCCCAAAUCUAUUCUUUGCUCGGAUUCAGAGAGCGAAGCCUUCCACACUCGAAUUUAUGGCAUCAACCGGACGCAGUACAGAGCCAUCCGCAUUUCACCCAGGACUCAUUUCCGACCAAUAUCGGCCUCAGAGUUGUCUCCUGGCGGUGUUAGCGAUUCGGAGGCCGAGACCGACAAAGAAGAAAUGAGUUUUCCCAUUGUGGCGCCGGUGGAUGUGUUCGACGAUCCUCAGGCCGACCUCAAACCUCUGGAGGAGGACGCCGAAUGCGAGGGACCUUAUUACGGGAAGUCAGAACUGGAAUCUGGUAAAUUUUUACCAAGAUUAAAGAAGUCUGGCAUGGAGAAGAGUGCCCAGACCUCUCUGGAUUCGCAGGAGGGCUCAAGUACCCUUCUGCCGAUUGCCGAGCAAGAGAGCGGCUUGAGCUGCAAAACGGCAGCAGCAGCCGUGCCGAGUGCAGGCGAACAGGUGGAUGUGGGCGAGAUUCAACAAGAAGAAUCUGCAGAGGAAAAGCAGCCCCACUUAAGUUCACCAGCAGGUCAGAUCCCCAAGUAUGGGAUCGCUUAUGACUAUGUUGGCGACAUGCAAGAGUUCCCUCUGUUAAAUAGAAGUGGUCAGGGAGGAAUUGGCAGCCAGCAAGAUGAGUUCUGGUGGCAGAACACAAUUUGUUCCCCCCUUUUCCCUGGUUCUCAGUGUACAGGGAGCAGCAACAUUUGACUUCUCCAGUUUUGCGGAGGACACCUGUCACCGAGAGGAGAACUUCCUCUGGUCUUGGGACUGGACCUCUACCAGCAAAAGAUUCAGGAAAACCUAACGUAGGCUAAUUUUUCUGAGACUCCCUCUCCAAAAACCUCCCCGUCCCAACAUAUAACCCUGUUGGCUUUUCAUUUACUAACGUAAAAACAACAACCUUGUGUAAUCAACAAUCAGAUCAACAAAAAGAGUGGAAAAAAAAAAAAGGUAAAA
Molecule: messenger RNA, 4850 nt
Organism: Poecilia latipinna (sailfin molly)
Lineage: Eukaryota; Metazoa; Chordata; Actinopteri; Cyprinodontiformes; Poeciliidae
Product: KIAA0232 ortholog
Exons: 9
Coding region: 573-4601 (1342 amino acids)
Source: RefSeq, a predicted model, not a curated record